Plasmodium inui San Antonio 1 is the source of this 471-nucleotide messenger RNA. RefSeq names its product V-type proton ATPase proteolipid subunit. The transcript is spliced from 4 exons. Gene Ontology annotation, molecular function: proton-transporting ATPase activity, rotational mechanism. Bases 1 to 471 code for a protein of 156 amino acids. Gene Ontology annotation, cellular component: proton-transporting V-type ATPase, V0 domain. The record is from RefSeq and is a predicted model, not a curated record. Gene Ontology annotation, biological process: proton transmembrane transport. NCBI's taxonomy places the organism in Eukaryota, Apicomplexa, Aconoidasida, Haemosporida, Plasmodiidae.
AUGCGACCAUGUGAUCCCAAUUCAGCUUUCUUUGGGUUUAUGGGGAUCGCCGCGUCCUCCAUCUUUUCGAAUCUCGGGGCCGCCUAUGGUACGGCGAAGAGUGGCGUAGGGGUGUGUAGUGUUGGUGUUAUGAGGCCCGACUUAAUCAUGAAAUCGAUUUUGCCUGUGGUUAUGGCUGGUGUCCUUGGAAUCUACGGAAUCAUUAUGUCCAUCCUUAUAUAUGGAAAAAUGACCCCCGCGCAAGAUUAUUCUACCUUUUCCGGAUACACCCACCUGGCGUCUGGACUCAUAGUAGGACUGAGUUCAUUGGCCGCCGGACUGGCUAUCGGAAUUGUUGGUGACGCUGGGGUAAGAGCCAAUGCGCAGCAAAACAGAUUGUUCAUCGGAAUGAUUUUAAUACUUGUCUUUUCGGAAACCCUGGCGUUAUAUGGUGAGAACAGCGGUGCGAGGCUGUCCGCAAUGGAUGGCUGA